AUGGUGUCGACGGCUGGAGGCAUCGUCAUUGCCAUCUUUGUGCUGCUGAUUGCAGCUGCUGUCGGAUGGGUCGUCUUUACACAGCUGCGCGCCCGCAGACUUGGGCUUCCUCCCCCGAGCCUUAAGUCAUACCUACCAUGGCAUAAAGAGGAAAGUCCGUACGGGCCGCCGCGACCUGCGCCCGGCGGCAUCGUCGGCUGGUUCAACGACCAGGUCCGCAAGUUCAAGAACCGCAACAACCGGUCCGCCGCCGGCGCCUACGAGCAGAGCCUCGGCGGCGGUGCGCCCCGCGGACGUCGUGGGUUCGGACCCCUCGAUCCCGAUGAGGCCUGGGACACACGCGUCGGUCAUGAGGCGGAUGCGUACGGAUACUACGAGGAGGAUGUUGGUGGUCGGGGCCGGGAUACCGGGUACGGCGGAAGCAGUGGUGGAGGCUACAACAUGAACCUCGCGGCUACGCCGGGGCUUUCGGGAGGACGAUUCGACGACGAGGAGGACCGAGGCCGAAGAGCGAGCAGGAGCCCUGCGUCCGGACCUGGUGGGCGAAACCCUUUUGACGACGACGCCGGCUCGAGCCUGCGGGGAGUCAGCCCGCGACCGAUCGACACGGGUGUCCCGUCGUCGAAGCCCAAGAACAGGAGUGGCAGCGCAGACAGCAGCCCGACAGAGCGGAGGUCUGUGUUUAGGGAGGAGGUGUAG
Fusarium keratoplasticum is the source of this 699-nucleotide messenger RNA. RefSeq lists its product as uncharacterized. The record is from RefSeq and is a predicted model, not a curated record. The transcript is spliced from 2 exons. The coding region runs from base 1 to 699 and encodes 232 amino acids. NCBI's taxonomy places the organism in Eukaryota, Fungi, Ascomycota, Sordariomycetes, Hypocreales, Nectriaceae.